This is a messenger RNA of Cavenderia fasciculata, 1563 nucleotides long. Its product is annotated as membrane bound O-acyl transferase family protein. Gene Ontology annotation, cellular component: membrane. The transcript is spliced from 5 exons. Gene Ontology annotation, molecular function: acyltransferase activity. Gene Ontology annotation, biological process: lipid modification. The coding region runs from base 1 to 1563 and encodes 520 amino acids. The record is from RefSeq and is a predicted model, not a curated record. NCBI's taxonomy places the organism in Eukaryota, Evosea, Eumycetozoa, Acytosteliales, Cavenderiaceae.
AUGAUUAAAUUGGAUUUUUUCAUAAAAAAGGGUAACACGAGGUUCCCAAACGGUUUAUUGAAAGAAGAGAGACAGCUCCUCUGCUUUAUGUUUUAUAUAUUUAUUAUAGAAACAUCAUUAUCAUCAACAAACAUUAUGUCUGAUAUUGAUUCAUAUUUGGGAGGAUUUGGGUUUCCAAUAGACCAAGUCAAGUUUUUAAUAUGUGUAGUUGCAUCAUACCCACUUGCUACACUCUACAAGAGAUUACCAAACUCUACAUUGAAACAUAUAAUGAGUGUCUUUUUGGGUAUCCUCUAUUGUCAUUGGUCAUUGGGUGAAUGGUCGUGGAUUCACUCUUUUAUUAGUUCACUCGUCGUCUACUUGAUCGUCAGCUUUUUGCCACGUAGAAACUCACAUCUCAUUGCUUUUACCUUCUCAAUGAUCUACCUCUCUGUCAGUCAUUGGUAUCGUAUGUAUACCGACUAUAUGGGUUGGAAGAUGGAUUACACUUCACCACAAAUGGUUCUCACUCUCAAGCUUACUUCAUUUGCUUGGAAUUAUUAUGAUGGUCAAAGAGCUUCAAAUGAAUUAACACCAGAUCAAGCUAAAAAGGCUAUCAAGACUUUACCAUCAUUAUUAGAAUUCUUUGGUUUUGUUUACUUUUUCCCAACCUUUUUGGCUGGUCCAACCAUUGAAAUUAGUGAUUAUUUAAAGUUCACUUCAUUGGAAAUGUUUACUGAUAAGAGACUCAAUGGUUUAUUACCAAAGACUGGUACAGCUGCACUCAAGACAUUCUUGACUUCAUUACUUAUGUUCCCAGGUGUCAUUCUUUCAGGAAUGUACCCAGCAAGCUACUUUGUCACCACUCAAUUUGCCAUGGAACCAAUUUGGUUACAACUCAUUAGAGUUCAUGCCCAUAUUGCCCUUACUAGAUUCAAAUAUUACUUUGGUUGGUACAUCUCUGAAGGUAGUGCUAUUUUAACUGGUAUUGGUUACAAUGGAUUUGAUAAGAAUGAUAAUAUCAGAUUUGAUAGAAUUACAAAUGUCAACCCAGUAAAGGUUGAACUUGCAUCAAAUAUUAGAGAUGUUUCAACUUAUUGGAAUAUUGGUACUAGUGAUUGGUUAAAGAACUAUGUAUAUCUUAGACUUACACCAGUUGGUUCUAAACCCAAGUUCUCUGCCACUCUUCUCACCUAUGUCACCUCUGCCUUUUGGCAUGGAUUCUAUCCAGGUUACUACAUUUUCUUCUUUUGUACCACUUUCCUCACCGAAGUUGCCAAGGACAUUCGUCGUAAGAUCCGUCCUUACUUUGUCAAGGGUACUGGUGCCGAAGAAAAGGCAAUCCAACCACAAAAGAAGAUCUACGAUAUCGUUGGUACCAUCGUCACUGCCUGGUGGCUCAAUUUGUUUGGUGCUAGUUUUAUUCUCCUCAGUCUUGAACCAACUCUUGUUCUCUGGAGCAACUUUAACUAUAUCCCAGUCAUCAUGUUGUUUGCUGCUUUUAUCUUCCUUCGUUUCGUCUUACCAGCUCCACGUCCAAGCAAACCAACCACCUCUACUGCUGGAGAAAAGAAGACUCAAUAA